Phycodurus eques (leafy seadragon) is the source of this 3156-nucleotide messenger RNA. Its product is annotated as serine hydroxymethyltransferase, cytosolic-like. Gene Ontology annotation, molecular function: protein homodimerization activity; mRNA regulatory element binding translation repressor activity; pyridoxal phosphate binding. Gene Ontology annotation, cellular component: cytosol; cytoplasm; nucleus. Bases 63 to 1598 code for a protein of 511 amino acids. Gene Ontology annotation, biological process: purine nucleobase biosynthetic process; tetrahydrofolate interconversion; protein homotetramerization. The transcript has 12 exons. NCBI's taxonomy places the organism in Eukaryota, Metazoa, Chordata, Actinopteri, Syngnathiformes, Syngnathidae. The record is from RefSeq and is a predicted model, not a curated record.
UUAAAAGUGAGGGAGUCGCUCUGAGGAUUGUUUAUGCAACGGGCCAAACCACACCUUUGAAAAUGUUCUCGAAAAUGAUUAAAUACAGCUCUACUCGGACCAAAACAACAUUGUGGGUUCAUCACUGUCUAAGAACAACAACAACCAUCGUUUUAACAAACGGCCAAUAUGUCACCAAGAAGACUUGGGACUCACACCACAAGAUGAUGUUAGAGCCUCUGGCCAUCAACGACUCUGAGGUGUUCUCCAUCAUAAAAAAGGAGAAGCAAAGGCAGACAUAUGGGCUGGAGCUGAUUGCUUCAGAGAACUUCAUCAGUAAAGCUGUUCUAGAAGCUCUGGGAUCUUGCCUCAACAACAAGUACUCCAAGGGAAAUCCUGGCCAUAGGCACUUUGGUGGAUCCGAGCAUGUUGACGAGCUGGAGAGUCUCUGUCAAAAGCGAGCACUGGCGGCCUAUUGUCUGGACUCUCAAAAAUGGGGCGUGAAUGUGCGAUCAUAUUCAGGUUCACCUGCCAACUUUGCUGUCUACACUGCUAUUGUGGGUCCCUACGGUAGAAUCAUGGGCUUGGACCUUCCCGAUGGAGGUCACCUGACACAUGGUUUCAUGACGGAAAAGAAAAAAAUCUCUGCAACAUCCAUAUUCUUUGAGUCCAUGCCGUACAAGGUGAAUCCUAAAACUGGUUACAUCGAUUAUGACAGACUUCAAGAAAAUGCACAGCUUUUCCACCCAAAACUCAUCAUUGCAGGAACGAGCUGCUAUUCCCGUAACAUUGACUAUGCCCGCAUGAGGCAGAUCGCUAGAGAGAAUGGCGCGUAUCUGAUGGGAGACAUGGCGCACAUCAGUGGACUGGUGGCUGCCGGAGUCGUGCCUUCACCCUUUGACUACUGUGACAUUGUUUCCACAACGACACACAAGACACUGCGCGGCUGCAGAGGCGGACUGAUAUUCUUCAGGAAAGGUGUGCACAGUGUUGACGCCAAGGGGAAGGAGACUACAAUGUACAAUCUCGAGUCUUUAAUCAAUCAAGCCGUCUUUCCAGGGCUGCAGGGCGGCCCACACAACCAUGCCAUCGCAGGUGUUGCUGUGGCUCUCAGACAAGCCAUGACACCAGAGUUUAAAGCUUACCAGAUGCAGGUUCUUGUCAAUUGUCAAGCUCUUUCCACUGCCCUCAUAGAGUACGGCUACAAGAUUGUUACUGGUGGUUCUGACAAUCAUCUUAUCCUGUUGGACCUGCGCAGUAAAGGAACAGAUGCAGUACGAGCCGAGAAAGUUCUGGAAGCCUGUGAUAUUUCUUGUAAUAAGCACGCCUGUCCAGGGGAAACAAGUGUAAUGAGCCCCAGUGGACUAAGACUCGGCUCUCCGGCACUCACAUCCAGAGGCUUGAAGGAAGAUGACUUCAGGAAGGUGGCAGACUUCAUUCAUAGAGGCAUUGGGCUUACCCUGGAGGUGCAGAGAAGUUUGGAUCCGAAGGCCACUCUGAAGGAAUUCAUCCAGGCGUUGGUCCAGGACGAGAAGUUCCAGCAGCGUGUAACUGAGCUCAGGACAGAGGUGGAGGCUUUCGCCGGUAAUUUUCCUAUGCCUGGUCUCACUGAACUGUAGAUGAUGAUGACUCAGACACUGAUGGGUGUUUUGGGGUUGAUAAUUAUGGAAAAUAGCACAUGCAAUUUUGGAGGGGUGAAGUUGUGUGUAUAAUAGAAAUGGUUAGACUGUGAAGACACUUAACAGUCACACCUUCAAUAUCUUUAUUUUGUUGUGGUCCACUACAGCUUUCAAUGUUUCAUCCGCAUUUAAGCUUUAAUGUUCAUUGAAUUACUGUACCAAAUCUAUCACUUAGAAGUUGCCUUACAGUCAUUUGUGAAAACUGUAAUGCCAUGUAUCAAUCUAUCCGUUUCAUAAUUAAGCAUGAUUAUAAUUAGAGUACAGUGGAACCUCGAUUUAACGGACUAUUGGGGGGAGGGGUCGUUAAAGCAGAUUGUCCUUUAAAUUGAACCACUUUUUUCGUGGCCUAUAUAAAAAAAACUAGUACAGUACAAAAUUAUUGUAAAUAGGUGUAGAAAAAAAACCAAGUUUAUCCAAACUUACCUUACUGGUGCAUGUGAGGGGUGAUUUUGAGUUAUUUUGAGUUCCAACCGGACACUAUUUUCUGUCCGUUAAAUCUGCAGUCUGUUAAAUCAUCAAUCCAUCCAUCCAUUUUCUGAGCCGCUGCUCCUCACGAUGGUUGCGGGCGUGCUGGAGCCUAUCCCAGAUGUCAUCGGGCAGGAGGCGGGCCAGCCAAUCGCAGGGCACAUACAAACAAACAACCAUCCGCACUCACAUUCACACCUACGGGCAAUUUAGAGUCUCCAAUUAAUGCAUGUCUUUGGGAUGAGGGAGGAAACCGGGGUGCCCGGAGAAAACCCACGCAGGCACGGGGAGAACAUGCAAACUCCACACAGACGGGGCCGGGGAUUGAACCCGGGUCCUCAGAACUGUGAGGCUGACGCUCUAACCAGUCGGCCACUGUGCCGCCUCUGUUAAAUCAGGGUCCAUUAAAUCGAGGUUCCACUGUAGAGCUAAACGAUUGCUCACCCUUCAUUGACUUUGGUGAAUGCAGCUUUGGCCAGGAGGGGUUGAUGCCAUGAGGCAUCAUGUCAUUAUUCACUGGGUGUUUUGACCCUGAACCCUCACAUCCUCCGGAUGGUGAGUCAGCAGUGGAGGCCAAAUCACUCCCCAUCUCCUUCUCCUGCUUUCCAUCUUAACUCCUCUAUCCUGCUCGCUCCAUAACAAGCAAGAGACUAUUUCCGCUGCCUUCCUCAUCUUACGAGCUGGUGCCUUUCACUCCAUUCCUGUCAUCUCAAGGGCCGUGAGCAUUGUCCACAUUGAUUGAAUAGGGAAUCCUCUACAGCCAAAUUCGACUGAGAAUAGCCAUACCUGCCAUCCUUUCUCCCUGCAAUCACUUAGCAGGUCCUAGUACUUGGCUUCUUCCUUUCAAAGGCUUGUUCACAGCCCUCCUAUGGGACAGUAGGUUUGAUGUGAAAGAUUGUCUUUGCCUCUUCAGACAACAGUACCACAUCUGGCUUUAGGGUUAUCUGGAAAACCUGGGGGAACUGCAGUCUUCCUCCCAGGUCAUCAUAUAUUCAGAAUACAAGUACAAAUGAAUUCUGUAUUUUAUGUACAG